AUGUCAGCAAGACCAUUGACCUUAGAAUUACCAUGGGUUGAAAAAUAUCGUCCUCAUGUAUUAAAAGAUAUCGUAGGAAAUGAAGAAACCAUCUUACGAUUAGAACAAAUUGCUCAAGAUGGUAACAUGCCUCACAUGAUUAUAUCAGGUCUCCCUGGUAUCGGUAAGACUACUUCUAUUCAUUGUCUUGCUCAUGAACUAUUGGGGGAUGCUUAUUCUCGAGCCGUAUUGGAAUUAAAUGCGUCUGAUGAUAGAGGUAUUGAUGUUGUUAGGAAUCAAAUCAAACAUUUUGCUCAAAAGAAAUGUUAUUUACCACCUGGUAAACACAAGAUUAUUAUUUUGGAUGAAGCUGAUUCUAUGACUGCUGGUGCUCAACAAGCGCUAAGAAGAACUAUGGAAUUGUUUUCUAAUUCCACUAGAUUCGCAUUUGCUUGUAAUCAAUCGAAUAAGAUUAUUGAACCAUUACAAAGUAGGUGUGCCAUUUUACGUUAUUCUAAAUUGUCCGAUGAACAAGUAUUGAAAAGGUUAUUGGAAAUUAUUAAGUUAGAAGAUGUCAAAUAUACUAAUGAUGGGUUAGAGGCGAUUAUAUUUACCGCAGAAGGUGAUAUGAGACAAGCUAUAAAUAAUUUACAAAGUACAGUUGCUGGACAUGGACUUGUUAAUGGUGAUAAUGUUUUCAAAAUUGUAGAUUCACCUCAUCCAUUAAUAGUACGCAGAAUGUUGUUGGCUCCUACAUUAGAUGAAGCACUAACCUAUUUGAGAGAUGAUCUUUGGGGGAAAGGAUAUUCUGCUGUUGAUAUUGUCACAACGAGUUUCCGUGUAACGAAAAAUUUAUUUGAACUUAAAGAAAAUAAGAGACUAGAAAUGAUUAAAGAAAUUGGUAUAACUCAUAUGAGAAUUUUAGAAGGUGUGAGUACUUAUCUUCAGUUAGCUAGUAUGCUAGCAAAGAUUCAUUCUUUGAAAUAA
Molecule: messenger RNA, 966 nt
Organism: Naumovozyma dairenensis CBS 421
Lineage: Eukaryota; Fungi; Ascomycota; Saccharomycetes; Saccharomycetales; Saccharomycetaceae
Gene: RFC4
Product: replication factor C subunit 4
Exons: 1
Coding region: 1-966 (321 amino acids)
Biological process (GO): DNA-templated DNA replication; DNA repair
Cellular component (GO): DNA replication factor C complex; Ctf18 RFC-like complex; Elg1 RFC-like complex
Molecular function (GO): ATP hydrolysis activity; DNA clamp loader activity; ATP binding
Source: RefSeq, a predicted model, not a curated record